AUAUUGCAGGUGCUUGUCAAAAUUAACGUUGAUUUUAAGUUUUUUUUAAGGAAAAAGUCUUAUUUAAUUGGUAUAAAAGGCUAUAUUUAACUGAGAAUUGGUAUAUUGAGGAAAUUAUGAACAAGAUGUAAUUUAAAAUCGGGGCGAUACACUUGCCCCCGCUGCAACAUUCUUUAUUGCUCAACAACUUGUUAUCAAUCCAUAACCCACAAUAAUUGUUCAGAAAGUUUUUUUAAAGAUUGCGUUGAUGAAAUGCUCCAAUCCGUUAACAAAGAUCCAAAGAAUAAACGUGACGUUGAAGAGCUUUUAAAGCGAGUUAACGGCGAUUUCAAUGAAAUUGAUGCGCAAUUAUUAGAUUCCGAUGAUGAUGAGAACUGCCCGGACGACAUUAACACCCUCCAAGAGCGAUUAGAAGGAGUCGAUUUAGAUGAUUCGGAGUUAGUUUGGUCGAAAUUAAGUGAAAACGAGCGAAGGGAGUAUUUCGAAUUUUUACAAAAUGGAGAAAUGAACGAGAUUGUUGAAGCCGUGUGGAAACCGUUUUGGGGAAAUAAGUUUGAAACUAAAAUUAUCGAAGUAGAAAAAUUGGAGGAGUUAAAAACGAAGUGCCCGAAAAUUUUAAAAAUUAAAGAUUUUAAUUCAAUUUCCAAUAAAAGCCCAUCGGAUUGCGUCCAAUUCAAUCUUAUCAACAUCUUAGCAUCUUACGCUUUUACGACUCGUUACUUCGACGGAGAUCAUUUUAAAGAAGCUGCUGAAGCUGUGUCUUGUAUUACCCAAAUUAGUUCUGUUUUUAAAUCAAACGGGAGGUUUCAAAAUUACGAGGAGGCUGUUAAAUCGGUUAUUUAUGAAUACAAAAAUUUGAGUUGGGUUGAGACAUCGGGCGAAAACGAGAAAUUAUUAUGGGGGGAUUUAAAAGAUAUAUUAGAGGGGCCUCAUGACACAGAAAAGAAUUUUUACGCUCUUUGUUGUUUAUCCGAUUUAUCCCGACUGUUUAAAAGCGCCCUAAAUGGAAUAAUUGAUACAAAUAAAUCGAAAGGAUUUCAGAACGACGAAAUUAAAUUUGAAACGAGGGAUAGGAUUAAAAUGCACAUUAAAAAAGUCGAUUAUUAUUUAUCCUACGUUAAAGAUUUAUUUUAAAUUAAGUUUUUUGAGGUUAAUUUGAUUUAGGUAUUAAAUAAUAGAUGUCGUUGUUUCGUUGACACAUUUAAGACGUAAUAAAAUGACAGAUGUCAAUUUAA
This is a messenger RNA of Onthophagus taurus, 1235 nucleotides long. NCBI's taxonomy places the organism in Eukaryota, Metazoa, Arthropoda, Insecta, Coleoptera, Scarabaeidae. The record is from RefSeq and is a predicted model, not a curated record.